UUUUCACACGGUGAAUAAAAAAAAGAAUUAAGUACAGUAGUAACCUACAAACCAUUGGUUAAAUUACACUCUAACCAUAGCUCUCGCGGUAUUUUGAUGUCAGACGCUGAUCCGUCUGCGAUGCCACUCCGUCUGCGAUGCCACGUUUAGAGGUCGAACACAUGCGUCGUUGUCAUGACAGUACGAUUUGCGUCUUUUCUCUAACGCUUGAGCUACUUGUUGAUUUUUUGAAGGUUAAAAAAGUUGCCUUUUUUGACGUGUGUUUAUUAAUAAAGUGAUCAGUAUGAUGUCUUUAGAUGUUAUUUGGUCGUGUGCUGUGCUGCAGGACUGCGCUGAUCAGCUGUCAGUUUUAGACAAUAUCAUGCGACCUGGAGCCGACACUCGAAGUAUUAGGAAGUUCAACCUGAAAACAGCUCAACAAGGACUGAAGGAUGGGAGUACAUUGUCUGAUAUCAGAUCACAGGAACGACUCUGCUUUGAAAGCCCACUUACUCCUGACGACCUAGUCAAAGUGCAAGGGGACAGGCAGUUUGUUUCAGAGGUCAUCAAUGGGUUAAUAGUCGAGCUUUGGGAGAAAAACACUUUUCAGAGUUUGUUUUCAGCGGUGGAGGAGGAGAGGAAGAUAAAAGCCCAACUUCUCGACAUUUUAAUGAGAGAUGAAGAACGUCGCAUCAGGAUCAAAACUCUACAAAAACAGUUACUGGAUAUCUCCAAGGAGAAAACAGAGGAGUGUGAGAGACUUAAGGAAUCAAUUGCUCACCUGAGGCACCAGGUAGAAAACAUGAGGAUGAGGACAGAAUGUCAGAGGACAUUUGUGAAGAGCUGUGCCAAACAACUGGUCUGUCAGGGACAGAAAACCAACAGUCACAUUGAGAAAGAGCUGGAAGAUGAAGUCAUGAUGACAGCGGAGAAAAGAGAGGAAGAAGAAAAGGUAUACAUGGAAUUGGAGGACUUCCUAAAAAGUCAACAUGCAAGCUUACAGGAGCAGAUGCAGAAUUGGACGAUGCGAUACGAGAAAGACUUGGAAAAAAAAGAGCAAGAGCUGACUGCUUUACGAAACAAAAAAGCCAACAACCUGGCACAACUUCACGAGCUCUCUAAGAAGUGCAGAGACAUGCAGCAGGUUAUUAUUGAAGACAGGAGGCAGAAGGAAGAGAUGCGUGUACAGCUGGAGACAGAGCAGAGGGAGAGAGAUGCUGCGAUUAAAAUUCAGUCCUGGUGGCGGGGAACUGUUGUGCGCAGGGGACUUGGCUCUCCUAAGAAAACUGAUAAAUCCAAGCCUAAAAAAGGCAAGAAGAAGAAGAAAUGAUUGCUGGGAUCGUGCUGUCUAUACAAUAUAAAGAGAAAAGGAUUAUUUAAAGAGCCCCUAUUGUCUGAUUCACUCUUUUUCAUUUCCUACAUGUUAACGAUAUGCAAAAGGUACAAAUCCCAAAGUAAAUGAUGAUGCGAGUAUCGUUUCUCCAACGUAAAUGACUUUUCUUGGACUACAACAAACACACAGAUUGUAGGCAACAGUUUACUUCCUGGGAUUGGUGACGUAGACAAGACCGACAUUAUCAUAAUUCCUCCCACUUUGACUCACAGCCUGUAAGUUAACUCCUGUUAGCAUUGCAUUGUGAGCGAAUCUUUUAAACAUGGUAAGGAGCAUCACAUUUCCGGCUGACAUCAGAGGAUUUCAGGCCAGUCACAACGUACAGAUUAGCUGGCAAAUCAGGGACACACAGCUUUUCAAAUCUGUGCGUUUCAGGAAGAGAGGGAAAUCUGGAGCUACAAAAUGUACGGUAUGUGGAAAAUAAUGUGUUUUUUAACCAUAAACCACACAACCAAAUACUUAUUAUACCAAAUACACAAAAUAAAGUUUUUUUAGCAAUGAAAUAGACGCUCUUUAAAUGAAAGAGAAGUGAAAAGAAAAUGUGUCGGUUUUUAUUAGCAUAAAACAGUAAUGUUCUGUUAAAUCAAAUCUUUUCACACACAAAAAUUUACUUCUCUCAUUCUGUAUUCACCCUUUAUUGUUGUUUAAAGUAUUUAUGAGUUAAAUUCAAUGAAAAUUACAUGAAAUAACAAUGCAGUAUAAGCAAAUGAGCAAUAAAUGCUAUAAUGACUAAUAAGACAACCAUAGGACAAUGUCAUGGCAACGCUAUACAUACACAUACAUGCGUUACAUGCCUAUAUAACAGGGAAAUGCAUAUUCAUUUCAAAAUACCAAAAAAGGCCACUGGUAGCAUAUUUACUAAAUUGUAGUAGACAUAGUGUACUCAAUUUCAAAAUUAUAUUCUAAUUAAUGGCCAUCAAACAUUAAUUUCCCGUUUUGGGGGGCUGUUCUAACAUUUCAUAGUGAAGAAUCCAUCUUAGUAAUCUAUCAUAUCUGUAGUGCAAACGAGUCUACUGUAACUGUAUGCUGUGUUUGCCUCUAGGUGGUGCAAAAAUACCACUUUACAAAAUAAAUUCCUUACUUCAAAUGCAUCAUAUGAGAGUGUUGUAUCAAGGAUAUUUGUGAGGAAAAAAUAAGUUUUUGCAAAGCAAUUAUGUCAGAGAAUAAACUUUUUAUUUUUAUUUAUUUCUUAAAAUCACAAGUAUUUUACAAGCAACUACAGUAAUUAAUAAAAAAGAUUGUAUUGUGUUUACUAAU
Paramisgurnus dabryanus is the source of this 2629-nucleotide messenger RNA. The record is from RefSeq and is a predicted model, not a curated record. NCBI's taxonomy places the organism in Eukaryota, Metazoa, Chordata, Actinopteri, Cypriniformes, Cobitidae.